This is a messenger RNA of Phytophthora sojae, 2370 nucleotides long. RefSeq lists its product as hypothetical. NCBI's taxonomy places the organism in Eukaryota, Oomycota, Peronosporomycetes, Peronosporales, Peronosporaceae. The transcript has a single exon. The record is from RefSeq and is a predicted model, not a curated record. Bases 1 to 2370 code for a protein of 789 amino acids.
AUGCUGACGCUCGCGGAGCUCGCUGCGAUGCCCUGGUGUGGCUGGUUGUUCGUCUACGCGUUCGUGCUGUUCUGCUUCUCCGUCGCUCGAUGCCUCACUCUCCAUGAUCUCGUGGGCAUGUAUGGCAGCCCUCAGGACUACACGUCGGGCUUGAAGACUGCAGCGUUGGGACUCGGAUUUCUGGAGGACUUUGUCUGUACGACCUACUUCGCAGGUAUCCUGUGGCUGUUUGAUACGCUGAAAGUCGAGGCUGUUAACCGGCUCGGUCCGAACGAGUUCGUCACGCGUGUCGUCGGAGAUGCCACCACGUACUUUGUGUCGUGGCUGCUCUUCUUCUUCAUGAUGGCACCGUUUGUUGCCGAUAUGCUGCUCGUAGUGAACCGAGACAUGCGGUUCUCGUUCGACUUGCUGGCCACGUUAAUCCGGGAGCGAGAGUAUCUGAGCGCGGCUCCGAUCUCCAGCGAGGAAAUCCACAGAGGGUACAAGUACGGCGCGACGUUGGUGAUGGUCACUACGCUCUUUGCCUUUAUCCGCUUGUGGGCUAGUUGGGCGGAUCUCGCUCGGUGGAAUCCUACGCUCUUGCUGAACCUUGGAGCUGAAGCAACCGCUGCGAAAUCUGUCAAAGGCGCCAAGUACGAGGGUCUUGCGCUUGAAGAGGGCGCAGAUAACAACGCAGUCGGCAAGCUCUCACUCGUAAGGGAACGACUCUUGGACCGAGAGCGCGUCCUAGCCGUCGUUGUCGUCCUUACGGGUCUUGUAGCCAUGCCCGUCGGUCUUAUGGCGAUCAGCUCCAUGUGCUCUCCGCUGGUCGUCUACUGUGGAUUGAACGCUACCCUGAACGAGCUGUUCGCCCACUCGCUGCAGCCAGUAGCCACGGAUGCCACGUUCGUGAAUGAAUUCGGCGACAAGCCCUGGGUCGAGACGUUUAUCCACCCGACUGAGAGGCACACACUCUUUGGCGCCGACUCACUAUACCGACGCACCACGGGUUUCCGUGGGGAUCUAGCGUUCGACGUCAAGGUCGCAAAGGAAAACCCUCCUAACGUGCUGGUCAUUGGAGUCGAGUCUUUCCGCUACCAAGACUCUCGCUACCUUGUCGGAGAAGAAGACCCGUCCAACCUGUUCAAGGGAACGAGCAUGACCAUCACGCCCAACUUCGACAAGUGGGCCAAGCGCGGAGUGGCUCUACGCAACAUUUGGUCCAGUACGCCCACGAGCCGGUCGCUGGAGAGUUUGAUCUUCGCACAGGUUCCUUAUCACAGCAACGUGAACACAGCCAUCACCGGUGGAAGGAACGGCACGGAGCUCGCUGGUUUACCUCAGUUGUUUUCAGCCAAGGGGUACGAGACCUACUUUACGACCGGGUCGUCGAUCAAGCUUGACAAUUGGGACAUCUUCCUGCCCACUCACGGCUAUGAGGCGGUGUGGGAUAACCACAAAAUCGUCGAGUUCGCUGAAGCCAACUACAACAUUUCCCACGACGAAUGGUUCGGGCCUGAGCGUCGCGGAUUCCGCUGGGGGGUUCACGACGAUGUGAGCUUCCGAGUUCUGGGCGAUCUGCUCAUGAACAAGACGAAGGAGCAGAGCGAACGCGUGGCCAGGGGGCAGACGAAGAAGCCCUCGUUCAUCACGCACUACACCAUCUCCAGCCACGAACCGUACAAGAAGCGCCCGACUUGGUACGCGAACGCCACGAAACCCGAUUUCUCGGCCUUUUAUGACGGCCACACGCGCGCAGACCACAUUAAAAACUACCUCGAGAUGCGGCACUUUACGGACGUGGAGCUGGGCAAGUUCAUGGACCGCAUGGAGACGGCAGGCAUCCUUAACGACACAAUCGUCGUUAUCAUGGGCGAUCACGGCCAAGCACCGGAGGUUGAGAUGAAGAACGCCCACGAGGAGGCGGUGACGCGAGUCCCAGCCGCCAUCAUCGCCGAGGGACGGCUCGGAGACUCUGUAGGCCUCGUGAUCGAAGACGCAGCCGAGCAGUACGAUAUCCUCAACACGCUGGCGGACAUCACGGGUGUACCGGAGGGAGGGUUCAUCCAGACUGGUGUCGGGCGCUCGCUCAAGCGCAAAGUCCCCUUCGGCCAGCGAGUGGUUUUCAGCAACGACCCGCUGCGCAAAAUGUCCAUCGUGCGUGGCAACCUGCGCCUGCGCUACGACGAUAUCAUCGACUCGGUCAUGCUGCACGAUACGGAGGCAGAUUACGGCAUGACCCAGGAUUUGUUUGCCCUCAUUUCUCCUGAAGAGCGAGCUGAGUGGAUCGCUUGGCGCGACAGAGGACGAAGAAUUGCUUCCUACUUCAAGCAGCGCUGGGACGAGAACUGCCUGCUUGCCGUCAACUGCACAACGACGGAAGGCGCGUGA